AGCUGGGGGGACCGGAAGGAUGGCGAGGAAGUCGGAGAGGGUUUCCUGAGAUGAGAGAUUACUUCCGUCCGCGCGCUGGCCUCUCUCUGGAGCCGGCUGGCUGGGGCUCGGGGAGCGGGGUGUGCGGGGCUCGGCCGCGCCUUGCCACCUGCAGCGCCCGGGCAGGCCGCGGGGACCUGCGACAGCGGCUCACCCCGGCCAUCCUUGCAGGUGGGAGUCGAGAGCAUCUCCAAGCGCCCAAGCCAUGGUGGCCAAACAGCGGAUCCGGAUGGCUAACGAGAAGCACAGCAAAAACAUCACCCAGAGGGGAAACGUAGCCAAAACCCUGGUUGACCACAUAAAUACUGGCUUUUCCUGGAGACUGGCAGAGCAUUCUGGAAACCCCCCAGAGGGAGUCACCCCAGAGACCAUCCUGAGGUGCGUGAGAACCGGACAGCCCCAGAGGACCAAGAUGGACCGUCUGGAGGAGACAUCUCAGCAGCCAUCAGCUCUCCCAAGCUAUCUUCCAGAUCAUACAGAGCAUAAGGAUGGGCAUGUGAGGAGGCCAGAGGGUUGGAUGCUGCUGCCCUCCUGCUGGCAGGUGGAGGACCACGGAGACCUCCAGCGGGUCUAUAGCAAGCAAACUAGCCACGGGCGAUAGAAAGGAGGUCCCUGUUGUUCCCUCCCACUCCAUGGUGGAGGUCCGACCAAAUUGCCUUCUCACAGGACAUCUCCCUGCAUCCGUGUCCUCCAGUGGAAAGGGCUCUGCUCUCGUUGGCCCAUUGGAAGCAGUGUGGGGGGGUCGGCAGCUGUGCUGUCUGCCCGGUUCCCUGCGUUUCACUGUGGUGUGCAUGUGGCCCUCUGGGCGACCGCCCAUUUACAUCCUGCCAAUACAGUCUGUCCUCUGUCGGGAAUUGGUUUUACAAAUAAAUGUCUUCAUUCAACCUUAAUACGGCAUGUGAGUU
This is a messenger RNA of Microtus oregoni (creeping vole), 944 nucleotides long. It is a transcript of the gene Serp2, whose product is annotated as stress associated endoplasmic reticulum protein family member 2. Gene Ontology annotation, cellular component: endoplasmic reticulum. The record is from RefSeq and is a predicted model, not a curated record. NCBI's taxonomy places the organism in Eukaryota, Metazoa, Chordata, Mammalia, Rodentia, Cricetidae. Gene Ontology annotation, biological process: endoplasmic reticulum unfolded protein response.